Molecule: messenger RNA, 1683 nt
Organism: Penicillium taxi
Lineage: Eukaryota; Fungi; Ascomycota; Eurotiomycetes; Eurotiales; Aspergillaceae
Product: putative integral membrane protein Pth11-like
Exons: 2
Coding region: 1-1683 (560 amino acids)
Source: RefSeq, a predicted model, not a curated record
AUGGAUAUUCUCACGCAACGCUCGAUCUUAUCCCAUACCAUUCCACCGGCUUUUCAAUCUCGUGAUGACAUUAAUCCGACUUUGAUGAUGAGCUGGUGGGCUACUGCGUUCUCCAUGCUCAUCAUCAUCGUGCGUCUAUGCGGUCGUUAUAUCCGUCUCGAACGCUUCUUCCCCGAAGACAAAGUCAUGGUUCUCAGCAUGAUCCCACUAUCAAUUCGCAUAAUAUUAGUGCAUUUCGUCUUGGUCUAUGGAACCAAUAAUGUCCAAACAGACGGUUUAACUGCUGACCAGAUCUCGAAGAGAGCUAUUGGUACUGCUACGAGCCCUGUCACACUUGAUAUACUAACACUCAAACCUAGCAUCUGGACAGCCAAGCUCACUGUUUGUGAAUUCCUCAAGCGUGUCACAGGGAAGGUCUGGCGUCGAUCAGUCGCCAUCUUCCUACGUUUUAUCCACUUCUUUCUCGCCUCAACACUAGCUGUUGUCGUCAUCACAACUCUGGCCGAGUGUCUACCCUUCUACCACUAUUGGCAGGUCAUUCCAGACCCCGGCUCCAGUUGUCGCUCAGGAUAUGCGCAACUAAUCGCGAUGGGAACGUGCGACGUCAUAACCGAUCUCCUUCUCGUCGCAUUCCCCGUUCCAAUCAUCUUGACGUCGCAAAUGCCACUCAAGCGCAAACUCUCGCUCGUCAUCCUCUUCUGCCUCUCACUUAUCCUAGUUGCCAUCACCUGCUACCGAGUACCGUUGGUAAUUAGACACGGUGGCGCACAACCAUACCGCUCCCUCAUCGCCUCACUGGACAUCCUAGCCGCCACCGCCGUCUCCAACAUCGUCGUAAUAGGCUCCUUCGUUCGAGACCGCGGCGCCAAGAAACGCAAAUAUAAGCGCAAUUUGGGUUCGGCGUCUGUUACCGAAAGCUUAGAUCAAAGCCAUGUCCGACGCAACACUGUCAUGCAGCACCAAUGGGGCAGCGACUGUGACCUCGCCGCAGACGUUGGUAUUCGCAUAGAUCCAGAGCUCUUCUCCAGCAACAAAGGUUCAUCUUCGUCUCAUCCACCACUUGCUCCUCCGGAGCCUUUGCUCAUUGCUCGCACGGGAGCUAUCGAUCCAAAUUGGUCAUUUGAUCAGCCGAAGCAUCGCCGCUCAGAGGAAACCCACGUUUCAGAUGAUACGCAUGUCUCGACGACAUGUAGUCUCGAAGUCAGAGUCACUCCGCGCGAGUAUAUUCGAACCAGUCAACCCUGCGAGAAACCGCCAAAUGCCUCGUCAAUUACGCCCUCGCAUCAAGCCUCUUUCUCUGAUGUCGGCGGGCUUCUGAACCAGCAUCAGCCAGAUACCCAUUUCUUCUCUCCGCCUAAUCCACUCAAUCCAUUCGUCACUUCUCCCUUAUCAAUGUCAACCACAACAGUUAUAGAGGCCGAAAGACCCUAUCGUGGCCGCAGCAGUCGGAACUUUUUGGAAGACCUGGGUGUUUGGCCUCGCACUCCUAACGCUGCCCUCAAUUCUCGCUUCGCUUCUUCUGCUCCGCCUACUGCUACAAGCCCUUUCAUGAAUUUGCAAUCUUCAACACCCAAUCCUCCUCCACGCUAUCGUCCACCGUCUGAUGCUUCUCUCACUUUUGAUGUCGAGCUUCAAGAUGUUGGUGGGCUUUUGGAGGGACAGAACUCCCGUAUGAGGAGAUGA